This is a messenger RNA of Vicia villosa (hairy vetch), 870 nucleotides long. RefSeq lists its product as uncharacterized. NCBI's taxonomy places the organism in Eukaryota, Viridiplantae, Streptophyta, Magnoliopsida, Fabales, Fabaceae. The transcript has a single exon. The record is from RefSeq and is a predicted model, not a curated record. Gene Ontology annotation, cellular component: chloroplast thylakoid membrane. Gene Ontology annotation, biological process: response to photooxidative stress; photosystem I assembly. Bases 1 to 870 code for a protein of 289 amino acids.
AUGGAGAGCUUGCAAAAAGAGAAGCAAAUUGUGGCGGAUUCACUAUCAUCAUUACAAGUUUCAACGCCGAAAUUCACGAGUUUCAGUCUUCCGAAUUCCGCAAACUCAUCACCUUUGUUGACUUCAAAGAGAAAACCGAAAGGCGAGGCUAUAGAAUCUCGAAGUCAAGAUUACUUGACACUCAAGCAACAUCAUAUGUUACAAGAAUUCAUCUUAAGAAAAAGCAAGUCAUGCGGAGAAGGAAGAGCAAGUUUAUCACCCUUUGAUGAAUUCGAUCAUUGGUUAAUCAAACCAAACACGGCGGAACAUGACAACAAUAAUCACGAAAGCUUCUUCAUAAACGAAACCAUCAAAGAAAGUCAUGCGAGUGACAACGAGCUUGAAACAAUUGCGGAUGAAGGAUUCAAAUGUAGUGCUCUUUGCAUGUAUUUGCCGGGAUUCGGCAAAGCAAAGUCGGUUAAACCUAAAAAAGAAGGACUAGAAAUGGAAGGUACAAUAUCUAGGACAGUUUCAUUGGAAAAAUUUGAAUGUGGUUCUUGGUCUUCUUCCAAACUGUUCAAUGAUAUUGAAACAGAUCACACAAGUUCUUACUUUGACCUGCCAUUGGAAUUGAUCAUUGGAAAUAAUACUAAUGAUGUACAUUCACCUAUUACAUCAGCAUUUGUCUUUGAGAAGAAUCUUAAAGGGGUUCUUAAGAAUGGUUCUUCAAAACCAAAUGGUAGAAAAUCAGAUACUUCGCCUCAUCAAGUUAGGUUUUCUAUGUCUUCCUCUACGUCUCGUUAUCCUCCUUCUCCGAUAACAUGCAAUACUCCUAAUAUAAUAAAUGCGAAAGAUGAUUUUAAUGCAUUCUUAGAAGCAAAUAAUACUUAA